This is a messenger RNA of Thrips palmi, 1842 nucleotides long. Its product is annotated as probable 26S proteasome non-ATPase regulatory subunit 3. The transcript has 2 exons. Gene Ontology annotation, molecular function: protein binding; enzyme regulator activity. Gene Ontology annotation, cellular component: proteasome complex; proteasome regulatory particle, lid subcomplex. The coding region runs from base 162 to 1664 and encodes 500 amino acids. Gene Ontology annotation, biological process: ubiquitin-dependent protein catabolic process; regulation of protein catabolic process. NCBI's taxonomy places the organism in Eukaryota, Metazoa, Arthropoda, Insecta, Thysanoptera, Thripidae. The record is from RefSeq and is a predicted model, not a curated record.
UGUGCUCAAUUUCGAUUUGUAGUCGUGUUGUGUUUUGAUUGGCCUGUGGGAGGGGGAUGCUGUCGUCCGUGUCGGCAUUUUCUUAAAGAAGUAGUUUGAAAGUACCUUUUGUUUGGAUUCUUCGUCUGCCCAAGCCUUUGUUGGGCCAUUGAAGCAUUGCAAUGGUUGCUGCCAUGGAGGUGUCAACAGAUGUGGAGAUGAAGAGUGUGGAUAGCCCAGCAGCAGAUGUAGAAUCUGCAGAUUCGAAGAAAGACGUUGACCUGCUUAGCAUUGCAGACAUCCGGGAACAUGCAAGGCAAAUUGAAAAAGCUGUCCAGACCAAGGAGCCAAGAUUUCUUCUCAGAGUGCUACGCUCUCUGCCUAACACCAGAAGGAAAUUGAAUUCUAUAGUUCUCAGAGGCAUCAUCAAUGGUCUGUUUACCUUCUCAUCAGCUGACCGAGAAUCCCUCCUGGUCUUUGUUGACGAACCCAUGGAUACAGACAGCUCUGCUGCAAACCAACGAGUGAGAAGUGGCAAGGCUUCAACCACCCCACUACUCCCAGAAGUCGAUGCUUAUGUACAUCUCUUGGUGCUUGUCAGGCUGAUUGAUACUGGUAAACAUCAAGAAGCAGUUCAGUGCUCAGAGCAGUUAAUGUCCAAGUUAAUGGGACAAAACCGACGUACGAGUGAUUUGAUUGCAGCGAAGUGCUACUUCUACCAUAUGCGCUGCUAUGAGCUGACCAAUCAGCUGGACAAAAUCAGAGGAUUUUUCCAUUCUCGACUGCGUACAGCUACUCUGCGCAACGAUUAUGAAGGUCAAGCAGUCCUGAUCAACUGUCUGCUGCGCAACUACCUGCACUACAAUCUGUAUGACCAAGCUGAUAAACUAGUUUCAAAAUGCAAUUACCCUGAAACAGCUAGUAACAAUGAAUGGGCACGUUUCCUGUAUUAUUUGGGGCGUAUAAAGGCUGCUCGUUUGGAAUAUACUGCAGCCCACAAACACCUUGUUCAAGCUUUACGCAAAGCCCCUCAACAUGCUGCUAUUGGCUUCCGUCAAACUACCCAGAAGUUGGCUGUUACAGUAGAGCUACUUCUUGGUGAUAUCCCUGAACGGCAAAUAUUCAGACAGGCAGCACUUCGUCGCUCUCUUGGCCCUUACUUUCAACUUACUCAAGCAGUAAGAAUGGGCAAUCUACAUAGAUUUGGUGAAGUUUUAGAGAACUUUGGCUCAACUUUCAGAGCUGAUCAUACUUAUACUCUCAUCCUUCGACUGAGGCACAAUGUUAUCAAGACUGCCAUCAGAGCCAUUGGUCUUUCCUAUUCUCGCAUUUCACCAGCAGACAUUGCCAAGAAGCUUGGUCUGGAUUCCCCUGAAGAUGCCGAGUUCAUUGUAGCCAAAGCCAUUCGUGAUGGUGUUGUUGAAGCUACCCUGGACCCAGAAAAGGGUUAUAUGCGCAGCAAGGAGAGUGCUGACAUUUACUGUACUAGGGAGCCCCAGCUUGCAUUCCAUCAGAGAAUUUCUUUCUGUCUGGAUCUACACAACCAGAGUGUUAAAGCUAUGCGCUACCCACCUAAAUCUUAUGGUAAGGAGUUGGAAUCAGCUGAGGAGAGGCGUGAACGUGAGCAGCAGGAUCUUGAACUUGCGAAGGAGAUGGCAGAAGAAGAUGAUGAUGGCUUCCCUUGAACAUUAUUCACCUGUUUUAACGAGUCUUAAAAUCUGUGUACUACAUCAUCAUCUAACAAUCCUUUUGCUGUUGUACUGUAUUUAUAAUACUUUGUCCCUUCUGACCUUCCUAGAUUAACAUUAAUUGUAUGGAAUUUGUUAAAAAUUAGAAUAAAUAAUCCAGAAAUUGUUAAGCAAA